Messenger RNA from Anopheles funestus (African malaria mosquito), 1894 nucleotides. RefSeq names its product zinc finger protein 3 homolog. NCBI's taxonomy places the organism in Eukaryota, Metazoa, Arthropoda, Insecta, Diptera, Culicidae. The record is from RefSeq and is a predicted model, not a curated record. Bases 130 to 1755 code for a protein of 541 amino acids. The transcript is spliced from 5 exons. Gene Ontology annotation, biological process: regulation of transcription by RNA polymerase II. Gene Ontology annotation, cellular component: nucleus. Gene Ontology annotation, molecular function: zinc ion binding; DNA-binding transcription factor activity, RNA polymerase II-specific; RNA polymerase II transcription regulatory region sequence-specific DNA binding.
UUGAAGCUUAUAGCAACUGUUCGUAGAAACGCGGCUUAAUGUCGUUUGCGAGUUUGACAUUGCUUGUUGACAUUCGAUGUACGACAGCACAAAAUUGUUGAUGGUAAACAAAUUAUAUUGCUGCGUGCGAUGGCGAACAAUGUUUGUGAAAUUAAUAGCAUUUGUCGGCUUUGUUUGUGCGACGAUAAUGAAGUUUUAUUCCCUAUGUCCUGCAUAAUCGAUUCCUCGCUAACUGAGGACGAUAUAGAACGAUUUACCGGCAUUCAGUUGUUUGAGGAAGAAAAUAUAUCACACACCAUUUGCGUCGAUUGUGCCAAUAAGCUUAAAAAGUGCGCCUUGUUUCGCACAUUAUGCUUAAGCAGUGAUAUAGAAUUUAAGCGGCUGUUUGCGGCGUGUAAUGAUAGCAAUGAAAAGGAAUGUAUUACCACAGCAGACGAUGCUGCAAAUGUGGAAGCGUCGGUCGAACAGUUUGAAUCUACAAUAGAAUUUGAGAUAGUAGAUAUAAAAAACAUUGACAAAAUUGAAGAAUCCUCCGUCGAUGAAGAUGACAAAGAAUCCAAUGUGGAGUUUGCACUGGCAGAUCGGCCGGAUGAUGAAUGCAACACUAGCGGUAACGAUUGGUCUGAUGGAUACGAGGGCAAAUGUGAGCAGCUUAUCGAUGAGACCAAUGGAGAAGAUAAAAGAUGCACCAAUCUAAACAUUGGGGAAGAAUAUGAAGAGAUCAGUUCACGCAAUCAGCCAAACAGAAAAACCCGUGUAAAUGGAACAACCGCCAGUCCGAGGACAAUUCGUAAAUAUCGCCGUUGCGACACCUGCGGGAAGAUGGUGUCGGAUCUAAAAAGUCACAUGCUGAGGCAUACGAAGGAAAAGAAAUUCGCUUGCCCUUACUGUCCUCACAAAAUGGGCAUACGAUCCAAUUUAAACAUACACAUCAAGGCUGUUCAUCUAAAGGAAAUUUGCAAAACGUGUGAAACAUGUGGAGUAGGAUUCGUAAAUUAUAACUCCUACAAGAAUCAUAUGGCAUCUCAGCAUAGCACGGGCGAAUAUGAAUGUGAAACAUGUUCGAAGAAGUUUUCACACGUAAGAACUUACAACAUCCAUAUACGGCGCUACCAUAAAACGGAUCGAAUAAAAAAGAAACCGAAGCAACUCUGUGGCACUUGUGGCGCCAUGGUCACCAAUAUCGCUUCGCACAUGCAAAUUCAUACACAGGAAAAGAAGCAUCCCUGUCCCCACUGUCCGAUCGAAAUGGUAGAUCGUACUAAUUUGAUCCGCCACAUACAUUCGGUGCACCUGCAGAAGGAGGUGAAAUCGUGCGAUAUAUGCAACAUAGGGUUCAAGUAUCCUAGCUCUCACAGGUCGCACAUGCUCCGAGUCCAUGGUAUUGGUAACACAUUCGAUUGCAAUGAAUGUUCGAAAAAGUUCAAUCAUCGUAGCGGAUUACGAAGCCACAAGGCACGUGUGCACAGUAACGAAAGAAAAUAUGAAUGUGAUGCCUGUGGUAAACUGUUCAAGGUGAAGUCGAGCUUGAUAAAGCACCAGCUGGUACACUCAACCGAACAGCCUUAUGCGUGCAAUCAGUGUCCAAAACGAUUUAAGAGCAGACAUGGUCGAAAUUCACAUCAGCUGACCCACAGCGGUAUUGUUUUCACUUGUCCGCACUGUGAAAAAACCUAUCGGUACAAAGAUGUGCUUGGUAUUCACAUCCGACAGAACCAUCCGGAAGCGAAGACGGAACCUGUAGCACCCCAAUGAGGCCUAACUUCAAUGAGGAUUUGGUACAUGUUAACAGUACGUUUGUACUGCUGUGAUCCUAUUGUCUCACUAUCUAAGUACCCUAGUAUACAGUAUAUGACUAUUAUGCUAAUAUAAUAUCAAGUAUGAUCAAGACGAA